AUGUCAGAAAAGUACUCAAGACCUGCUCAGCCUCCGCCAACGUAUAACCAGCCGGGUGGUGGACAAUCACCGUUUAACGAGCCUUAUUAUCCGCAGCAAGGUGUCAACUCAUCUGACUACCAUCAACAGCAACGACCAGAUUAUGACCCUGAAUCGCAAUUUCCUCCAGAGAAAAUUGUGGGAUCUGGCAAACCUGAUAAUGCUGAAACGUUUGAUGACUCCUUCAAGGUGAAAAACAAACUCAAUGACUGGCCAUUUACUAUUCUCUUCAUUGCUACUUUAGCAGGCUUUGUCGUCGUUGCUGGAAUUGUUCUCUCAGCUUGGGCCAGUAACUAUUCCACCAGUGGUAGUGGUAUUUAUGAUAGCGGUGCAUCAUUCACUUUGAAUACAAAUACUGUGGUCUUGUUUGCAUUUGUUAUUGUAAUUUCUCUAGUCCUUGCUGUGUUGAUGCUGUGUUUUGCAAGAAUUGCUCCUAAAAGAUUUAUACAAGUUGGAAUUGUGCUAAAUGUGGUAUUAGGUCUUGCCUCUUCCAUUUAUUAUUUAGCCGUGGGCUACUAUUCGGCUGGUGUCGUUUUCUUGGUGUUUACCCUGAUUAGCGCCUACUGCUAUUGGUCAAUGAGAGGUCGUAUUCCAUUUAGUGCAACGGUGCUCACUAUUGUCAUUGAUGUUAUGAAGAGAAAUCCUUCUACUUUGAUGACCUCAUUGAUUGGAAUUAUAGUUUCUGGUGCCUUUGCAGCUCUGUUCAGUGCUACUGUUGUAGCAACUUACAUGAAAUGGACUCCCAGUGAUGAAAAUGGAAACUGUUCCUUCAACGAGGGUUCAACUUCGUGUUCUCGUUCGAAAGUAAUUGGAAUUUUAGUGUUCGUCUUUUUCGCAGGUUACUAUAUUACGGAAGUGAUUGGGAACGUUAUCCAUGUAACCAUUAGCGGAGUGUACGGAUCAUGGUACUAUCUUUCACGUUCUGACCAAGGAAUGCCUAGAUUUCCCGCAUUGGGAGCUUUCAAAAGAGCUAUGACCUGGUCUUUUGGAUCGAUUUGUUUUGGUUCCCUAAUUGUUGCGCUACUGCAGUUAUUGAAAACUAUAAUCCAAAUUUUGAAAAACGAUGCCAUGCAAAAUGGUGAGGGAUGGCAAACAAUUAUCCUGUGUUGCGCAGAUUGCAUUUUAGGACUUAUUGAAUGGGCUGUACGUUACUUCAACCAUUACGCAUACUCAUUUGUUGCACUUUACGGAGAGAGUUACAUGAAGUCUGCUAGAGCCACAUGGGAUCUAUUCAGAGCCAAAGGGUUGGAUGCCCUGGUUAACGAUUGUUUGAUCGGUGCAGGGUUAUCAUUUUUUGCCUUGUUUGUUUCUUACCUUUCGGCCCUAUUUUCUUACCUGUACCUGAGAUAUACCGCUCCUGGAUACAACUCAGAUGGUUCCUUCUAUGCACCAGUUAUUGCAUUCACCUUUGUAAUCGCUUUGCAAAUUGUCAACAUUGCAUCGUCCGUUAUCAGAUCGGGAACUGCAACUUUCUUUGUUUGCUUAGCUAGAGAUCCCGAAGUGUUCCAGAUUUCAUAUCCAGACGAGUUUUCACGCAUUUUUGCCGAUUAUCCUCAGGUGAUGAACAAAGUCGCAGCUAGACAGUAG
Messenger RNA from Komagataella phaffii GS115, 1626 nucleotides. RefSeq lists its product as uncharacterized. The coding region runs from base 1 to 1626 and encodes 541 amino acids. The transcript has a single exon. Gene Ontology annotation, cellular component: plasma membrane. The record is from RefSeq and is a predicted model, not a curated record. NCBI's taxonomy places the organism in Eukaryota, Fungi, Ascomycota, Pichiomycetes, Pichiales, Pichiaceae. Gene Ontology annotation, biological process: transmembrane transport. Gene Ontology annotation, molecular function: transmembrane transporter activity.